AUGGAGGAAAAUUCGAAAAAUUUAACAGAUUCUGUGGAUUCUGGUCAAGGAAAUGACGUUGGAGAUGCUUGGGGUCUCGGAAAACCAUCUCGCGUUCACAGAAUCGCCCGCAUGCCCGUCGAGCGUUUCGGCUCCGAAUACAACAUGAAUCAUCGUAAUCGUGGCUUUGCUCUCAUCUUUAAUCACGAAUACUUUGACUUGCCAUCAUUAAAUUCCCGUUCAGGCACCGCCGCCGAUUGCGAAAAUCUCGUAAAAUCCUUUCAACGUCUCGAUUUCACGGUUUGCGUCUUCAACGACCUAAAAUAUCGCGAAAUUCUGCGAGAAAUCGAAGCAGUUUCCCGUUUAGAUCACUCCGAUAACGAUUGCAUUGCCAUUUGCAUAUUGUCUCAUGGUGAACUUGGCUACAUUUACGCCCGCGACGGUCAAUACAAGUUGGAGAGCAUUUGGACUUACUUCACGGCAGAUCGUUGCCCGACGCUCGCUGGCAAACCAAAACUCUUUUUCAUUCAGGCAUGCCAAGGAGACCAAUUGGAUGGAGGAAUUACGUUGCUUAACGAUCGCACGGAAACAGAUAGCAGCAGCACGGGCGGUUUGAGCUACAAAAUUCCGAAUCACGCGGAUUUUUUGAUUGCCUACUCGACAAUUCCGGGAUUUUAUUCGUGGCGAAAUACGACAAAGGGAUCGUGGUUUAUGCAAUCUUUGUGUCAGGAACUCAACGAACAUGGCACAAAAUAUGAUUUAUUGACGAUUUUGACGUUUGUUUGUCGUCGUGUCGCGAUCGACUUUGAGAGUAAUGCUCCCGAUAGACCAAAAAUGCAUCAGCAGAAACAAAUUCCCUGCAUAACGACGAUGAUGACGCGAAUUUUGCGCUUCAAUGAGAAAUAAAAAUCAAUUUUUUACGUUUUUUUUUUCUUAAAAUCUUAAUAAAAUUAUUUAAAAAUUUAUUGCAGUAGCG
Messenger RNA from Culicoides brevitarsis, 955 nucleotides. RefSeq names its product caspase-like. The transcript is spliced from 2 exons. The record is from RefSeq and is a predicted model, not a curated record. Gene Ontology annotation, biological process: proteolysis; positive regulation of neuron apoptotic process; apoptotic process. The coding region runs from base 1 to 885 and encodes 294 amino acids. NCBI's taxonomy places the organism in Eukaryota, Metazoa, Arthropoda, Insecta, Diptera, Ceratopogonidae. Gene Ontology annotation, cellular component: cytoplasm.